Messenger RNA from Staurois parvus, 519 nucleotides. Lineage: Eukaryota; Metazoa; Chordata; Amphibia; Anura; Ranidae. The record is from the annotation of a GenBank genome assembly.
CCAGACUGGAAAGUAGAAGAUGAGGACAUCACACAGUAUAGUCCAGGAGAAAACCCGGCUCCCUCCAAUGUCCAUCCGGCACCACCCAGUGUAGAUGGACCAUCGGAUUCCUCGUAUCCUGAGGAACCUCAGACUGUGCGGGACCGGGCCGGCCUUCCAACAGGGAAGAGCUUCUCCUGUACUGAGUGCGGAAAAUGUUUCCAUUUCUAAAUCCAGCCUUAAUAGGCAUAAAAGAUCUCACACGGGGGAAAAGCCUGUAUUCCUGUCCUGAGUGUGGGAAAUGUUUUAAAGAAGUCCAAUCUUUACAAACAUCAGAGAGUGCAUACAGGUGAAAAGCCAUAUUCCUGUCUGAGUGUGGGAAAUGUUUUUCACAGAAGUCCCAUCUUCACAAACAUCAGAGAUCUUACAUGGGGAGAAGCCCUUUCCUGUCCUGAGUGAGGGAAAUGUUCCUCACUGAAGUCCUGUCUUCCUGUACAUCAGGGGUCCCACACAACCCUGGAGGUGUAUUAGUGCCUUGAG